AUUGCGAGGUUUAAUGUUCGUCCGAAGAUAACUUUAUUUUCUGCAUUGGUCCCUACUUUUGAUUUACCAUGAACUGGGAUUCAAGCAUGGUUAUUUGCCGAGGCUAGAUUAGCGGAAUUCGUACUCUGUGCUCCGAAACCCUAAACCCUACCCUUUACGAAAAUCACAAUUACUGCAAGCUCUUGGUUGAUUCACGAUUAUUCAGAUUCUGCUGCAAUGUGGAACUGUGGAGUGCGGAGAAGGAGAAUGGCUGAAAGCUGAAGCUGAGUCGUGCAGAAUCGGUGACUGGGAAAUGAAAAAAAUGAUGCACUACUUUCUCAUUUCUAGGUUUGCUUCUUCCUUCCCAAUCCCAAACCGCAGCCAAUUGAAUCUCGUUCGACAAAAUGCUUUCCUUUUCUUCACGGCACCGGCUAGCUUUUCUGAACCAAAACGUAAUCAGCUCAAAUAUGACAACUUUACGGUCUCUUACCUCAUCACCUCAUGUGGGUUGCCCCCCGAAACCGCUGCACGAGUGUCCAGUAAUGUACGAUUGAAAACCCUAGAUAAGUCAAAUGCGGUCCUGAAUCUUCUCAAGAACUUCGGAUUCUCCAAAAACCAGAUUGCCAAAUGUGUGCAGAAAAUACCCUCGCUGCUUAAUGUUAACGCAGAGAAGACCCUUUUGCCCAAAUUCAAGUUCUUCCGCUCUAUUGGGGUUUCAAACAUUGAUUUCCCGGAAUUCAUCAUUGAUAAUCCUACAGUCUUGUCAAGGAGCUUGAACAAGUGUCUUAUUCCUCGUUAUAAGGUCCUCAGGAGUGUUGUUCGUAGUGAUGAGGAAGUUGUUGGAGCUUUGAAGCGCAGGGCACUUUGGUACAAAGAUUUGAUGAAUGAUUUGGUUCCAAACAUUAGUGUUUUGAGAGAGUCUGGUGUGCCUCAGGCUUCCAUCUCUCACUUGGUGAUGUUUAACCCAUUUACAGCGUAUAAGGAACAUUCAAAAUUUGUGGAAGCUGUCAAGUUAGCUAAGGAAAUGGGAGUUGAUCCUCUGAAAACAAUUUUUGUCAGUGCUAUCCGCGUGCUAAUCAGUUUGGACAAUGCACAGUGGGAAUCGAGAUUAGAGGUUUACAAGAAGUGGGGUUGGUCUCGCGAAAUCACUCUGUCAGUAUUUAGAAAGUAUCCAACUAUUAUGUCCUAUACAGAGGAGAGGAUUACAAAAUCAAUGAAUUUCCUGGUGAAGGAUAUGGGUUGGCCACCGGAGGAUAUUGCUAGAUUCCCUGCGGCUCUAGCCUACAACUUUGAGAAGAGGAUUGUCCCCAGAUGUGCUGUAAUUAAAAUCUUGCAAUCAAAACGUCUGCGAAGGAAUUCCUUAGGCUUGGCUUCCUUUAUGGCCGUGAGCGAGGAAAACUUUUUGAAGACAUUCGUGACUGAAUUUCUGGAUGAUGUGCCUCUCCUGCUGGAUGUAUAUCGAGGUUUGAUUGAUCAUCAAGAUGUACUAUAGUCUUUGAAGGUUUUUACAGGCUAUUUUUCUUACUUCUAAGUUAGACUUAAAAGAGUUUUUUAUGCUUUCCCGUUUUGUGUGAAGAGUUGAGUUGCACUUUUUGGUGGGAGGACUACUUUUUUGAGUAAUUGAUUUCUAGCAUGCUAAUUCCGUUAUCAAGUAGUUAAGACCACUUACAUGAUAUUUUCAGUUUUCUAGUCUUGGUUUAGUUUUUUAUUUUGAUAGACACAAAACGCACUUAGAGAAGAGUGCCUUUGUUUUGUAGGCCAAGGGUAAGACUGAUGAAUUUUGUCUUGAUCGCUGCCUUUUUUACUUAAAGAAAGCAUCUUAUUAAUCAUGGAAAAACAUUUGUUCAAAAACAUACUUGGAUAACCAUAGUAUAUUUCCAUCAAACCAAAUUUCAUGGAGUUGUGUUAGGCUAUUGGCAUUUAAUAAUGUUCUGUAAUUUACCUUACCAUAUGGUCACAACUUAAAAUUGACACUAUAUCUUCUUAGUUCUUACUGUCGUGACUAAUAAGUAUUAACCAAAUAAUUAAUGACAAGUAUAUUUUAGUUUUAAACCAUUUCUGGAUAAUGUGCCUUGCGUUAAUUUUAUCUUUAUAACUAAUUAUUAAUAAGAAUAUAAUGUGUAUUGGAUUUGUUGUUAUAUAGUAAAUGUGAAAUUGUUCUUGCCUAUCCUUAAAUAUAUAUUUAAUGGGGACAUGUAAGGCUAUAUGUUCUCAAGUUCCAAAUAGGAGAAAACUUUGAUUAUCGUAAUUUAAUGCUGGUUAUGUACUAAUGACUUGGAUACUAGUGUCCUAGUGUUUCUUACUAGGACUUGAUAUUAAACUUGUGUUGAUGCAAGACACAGCAGAAAACUGUCUGUCGAAAGAUUGAUUAAGGUACUUGGAGUGCCUCAACCUUCCACCCCCCUCCCAGCAACCUAUUGUCUCAACUUUCAAGGCUUUCAAAAUUUAUUGAACCUGUUAAGGUGGCUAUGAAAUGGGAAUUGAUCCUUUGAAGACAUUUUUGGUCCUUGCCAUGCAAGUGGUUGCAAAGAUGACUAAAGCAAAGUGGAACUGCUUCAGAUUUGAGGUUUACGAAAAGGUGGGGUUGGUCUUGAGUUUGAAGAAAAGGGGGCGAACCGGAGCAGUGGUAAAGCUGUUCUUUCAUGACUGAAAGGUCAUGGGUUCGAAUCCAGGAAACAGUCUCUUUGCAAUUAUGCAAAGGUAAGGCUGCGUACAAGGAUUACCUCCACCCCAUACUCGCUAGUCGGGUUUAACGGAGAGUGGUUUUUAGUGGGUUUUUUUUUUAUAUUUUUGAAGAAUGUUGUGGACAAAUUUCUCAUAAAUGUUGCUUAAUUUGACAUAUGUAGAUCAAGGUCAGAUAGUUUCCCUGGUUGUGCUUUAGUUAGUCUUCAAAGGUUUCGGCAUGUCCUCAACAGCAACAUGGAGUGAGCGUGGAUAAUGGCUGAAAGCUGAAGCUGGGUCUUGCUCUUGCAUAAUCUGUGAGUGAUAAAUGAUGCCCAAUUUUCUCAUUUCAAGAAACCGCCGCGCGAGUCUCCAAAAAUGUGCGAUUGAAAACCCUAGAUAAACCGAAUGCAGUCCUGGAUCUUCUCAAGUGUUACGGAUUCUACGAAUCCCAGAUUGC
This is a messenger RNA of Gastrolobium bilobum, 3100 nucleotides long. RefSeq names its product transcription termination factor MTERF8, chloroplastic-like. The transcript is spliced from 3 exons. Gene Ontology annotation, cellular component: chloroplast. NCBI's taxonomy places the organism in Eukaryota, Viridiplantae, Streptophyta, Magnoliopsida, Fabales, Fabaceae. Gene Ontology annotation, biological process: chloroplast organization; regulation of DNA-templated transcription. The coding region runs from base 293 to 1471 and encodes 392 amino acids. Gene Ontology annotation, molecular function: double-stranded DNA binding. The record is from RefSeq and is a predicted model, not a curated record.